ACGGGAACUUCAAACUGAUGAAAAUACCGUCUGAACCUGGGACAAACUCGCCAGUAGACGAGAAGAUUUAUGGUUGAUAGAUUCUCAGCUACGUGGUAGGGUUCUGAUCGGCGAUGGCGCUUCCUCUGGGGAAGCUCACUAUCCUUGUCGGUGCAGGUAUACUUGGGUCUGUCCUUGCGAAGGAGGGUCACAUGUCAAAUGUAUCUGACUUUUUGUCUGGUGCUUUUAAGAUUGUUGUGAAGCAAAUUCAGAGAGAUGAUUCUACUCCAAGUGCCAAACCCCCAAAUGAUGCUCUUCUGGCACAGGUAAAUAGCUUACGGCAAGAGCUGCAGCUUUUGGCAUCGAAUAGAUCAGUUAUGAUUAUAACUGGGGGUAGAUCAGGUGCUGGCACCUAUGGGGUCCCAGUUGUCAUCGUCUUUGGUGUAGGAUAUGGAUAUAUAUGGUGGAAGGGUUGGAAGCUUUCUGACAUGAUGUUUGCAACAAGACGUGGUUUAUCUGAAGCUCGCACAGCUGUAGCUAGUCAGCUUGACCAACUUUCCUCAUCCAUUUCACAAGCAAAGCGAUUUUUAUCUACAAGAAUUGAUCGUGUGGAUAUUAGAUUAGAUGAGUGUAUAGAGAUCACAGCCGCAACAAAAGAGGAGAUUUCCAAAGUACGAGGUGAUACGGAGAGUAUUGGCAUUGAUGUGGAAUCUGUUCAUCGUGCAGUGCAAACUCUGGAAACAAGAAUUGUGAAAAUAUCAGGGAAACAGGAUCUUACUAACGAAGGAGUUCAAAAGUUGUGUGCUUUUGUCUGGGAUUUGGAGCAAAACAGAAUGCCGGAGCGUAUUGAGGCAUCACAGUCCAGUUCAUCCAGGCCAGCUUUGGACCUUCCACAAACCACACCGAUAUCAAGGCAGAUGAGUUCUUUGCCGCCCAGAGUUAUAUCAUUGGAACCACCAUCUCCAUCUGCAUCUAGUGAACCUCCAAAGGUUUCACGACCACUGCAGGGUGCUGUGUCAGCCUCGGGUCUGAAGGAGCUUCAAGGAAUGACAAAUGCUACUAUUGAGGCAUCAACGUUUCCCAAAAUUUAUAAUGGGAUCCAAAAUUCAGAAGAUGUUAACAGCAAUGAAUCUACGAGUAGUUCCAGUCGGGCUGGGUGGAGAAUUCCUGGAUUGAAUGCAUAUUUUCUACCAAGAAAACACAGUUCGACUUACUCCUUCAAGUAGUAUUUUUUCAGGCCAACUCACCCCCUCUAUUGAUCGUAAUUUAUCUGUAUA
Messenger RNA from Telopea speciosissima, 1256 nucleotides. RefSeq lists its product as uncharacterized. Lineage: Eukaryota; Viridiplantae; Streptophyta; Magnoliopsida; Proteales; Proteaceae. The coding region runs from base 114 to 1205 and encodes 363 amino acids. The transcript has 14 exons. The record is from RefSeq and is a predicted model, not a curated record.